This is a messenger RNA of Phycomyces blakesleeanus NRRL 1555(-), 1521 nucleotides long. RefSeq lists its product as hypothetical. Gene Ontology annotation, cellular component: nucleus; cytoplasm. The transcript has 2 exons. The record is from RefSeq and is a predicted model, not a curated record. Bases 209 to 1327 code for a protein of 372 amino acids. Gene Ontology annotation, molecular function: inositol hexakisphosphate kinase activity. NCBI's taxonomy places the organism in Eukaryota, Fungi, Mucoromycota, Mucoromycetes, Mucorales, Phycomycetaceae. Gene Ontology annotation, biological process: inositol phosphate biosynthetic process; phosphatidylinositol phosphate biosynthetic process.
UGUAUACAAAAAUGUAGAGUGAAAUUACAUCAGAGAACAAAAUAGGAACAUUUUAUACAUAAAAAUAAUAAUAGUUAAUGCUAUAUUUUGUUUUCUUUCAAUCGAAUGAAUCACCAGUCAUUUAUAUGUGUAUUUAAUAAAUAGAUUAAUUAAUUAAUUGAUUAAUAGAUUAAUAGAUUAAUAUAAUUAUUAUUUAUUACCAACAAAAAUGGUCGAAUUUUGUCCCUGCGAAUCUACUCAACAACGUUCCCCUCUUCGUCAUAAUCAACACAACCACGGCUCAUUCGCUCUCUUACCUCUCCAACAUCGAGCCGGCGGCCAUGUGACAAUGUUCAGACUAGAGAAUGGUGCAAUCUGCAAAGCAAUGACCACCAAAGAACAACGCUUUUUUGAAGUUCUGCAGUGCAAUUUGCCGUGUCAAGUCUUUAUGCCCCGCUACAUGGGAGUCAUCCGAAUCAUCUAUUGUCCCCAACCAGAGAUUGCCCUUGAACAGGACCGUCAGCGACUAGAGGCCCUGUUUUCUUCGACUUGCAAUCACAACAGACCAACCACGCCGGCUGUACCUGAACACCAGGUUGUGUUUCGGGAUCCCUGUCUUGCGUCUCCUAUCUCACUUGCUCUUCCAAUAAUUGAUAACAACAAUAAUAUUACCACUACACCAGCAUCAGAUUCUGAUCCUAAUCCUAAUCUUAAUACAACUACAGUCACAACCAAAGGCAUGGAGGAAUUUAUUGUAAUGGAGGAUUUGACAGUAGGGCUGGAGAAGCCGUGUGUUUUGGAUCUAAAGAUGGGAACAAGGCAGCACGGUGUGUAUUGUUCGGCUGCUAAACAAGCCAGCCAAACCCUCAAAUGUUUAGAAUCUACCAGCAAAAUUCUUGGGGUACGAAUAUGUGGUGCUCAGGUUUUCAAACCUGCGACAAAUAGUUAUGAGUUUCAAGACAAAUACAAAGGUCGGUUACUGACACCAACGACAUUCCGGCACACUCUUUACACAUUCCUUCACGAUGGCACUCGGGCCCUUACAGACCUGGCACGGAUUCUUAUUGACAAACUCAAGCAGCUGGCCUGCGUGGUUGGUCAACUGCCGGGCUACAGAUUCUAUGGCUCUAGUCUACUGGUGGUUUAUGACGGAGCCCACCCUUCCACAAUUGAUGUGCGCAUCAUUGACUUUACCCACUGCGUCACUCAAGACGAACUUGUCCAUCCACCAAUACCCAUGACACACCCACCUGAAGACUCUGUGGAUGAGCCCGAUCAUGGAUAUUUACUCGGUCUCAAGACGCUUUUAGAAAUACUUGAAGCAAUGGUCGUUUCUGACUCGCAUUGAUUUCAUUUCUUGUAUAUGUAUAAUACAAUAUAGAAUAUACAUCUUUGUGUUUGUGUUUGUGUGUGUAGGUAUCUUGAUUAUUAUUCUUAUUUUGAAAUCACUCUUUUCUCCCACACUUUUGUGUUUUGCUUGCUUAAUAUGUCUGAUCCGAACACAAGCAGUCAAGGCAAAAUAAACUCUAAAAUCAUAUACUC